AUGGUCCAGUCGGAGAGACUGCAUCCAGUUCGACAUGUAUCGACCGCUUCCCAGGACACCUCGGCCUCUGGUAUCGCAGACAGCACCAUUAGCAACGGCGAGUCUUUGCGGUUAUCUCAGUUUCCCCAGCCACCGUCUUCGAUCCCUACUACGCCUUUGCGUGCAGACUUUGCACCUCCAUCACCAAGUACCCCCACCUUUCAUACUAUAAUUGCGCCGCUUUUUUUGCACCAAUCUACUACGUCACAGCCAUCUCCACCCUUCCGAAAUUUCCCCUCAGAUGCUUCUGCCAAUAAUCGGUUACCGUCCUCGACUCCGCCAAUCUCCCCUUAUUAUUCAGGCUCAGGCACUUUCUCCCCUCACGACUGGUAUGAUGGUGCCUCUAGCAUUGAUGUCGACGCUACUGAGGACCGUUUACUCUCGACAUCGUUCAUUACAUCGUUGCUCCAGGAGCAUUCAGCACCUUCAUUUAAUAGCGUAGGUCGCAGGGCUUCCUUCAGUAGCGAUGCAUUCAGCGGCGUGUCAGAAAUGACAUACCCACCAACUGCUCGUUAUCCAGACUAUGUCGACCGACCUCCUUUACCUACCCCACCGCCUAAACCUCCAAGAUCUUCCCCUCCUCGCAGACCACAAGGCGCCAGACCCCGACAGCAUCCCCCCACCUCCUUCACUAACAAAGUUCCCCCCCACUCGGAUUAUUCCGAUACACUCUACUCGGAGCAGGAGGACAAUUUUCCCACUAUCAUUCGUUCGGCCAGCCUUUCUCGAGGAGUCACCGUUCCCGGUGCUUCCGUGGUAGGCGUCGCUCCUGCAACGUUGCGAGCCGUAUCAAUACACAGCGAUGGAUCAAGCACAGACUACAAAGAAUUCGUUCGUUCCAGCUCAAUUUUGCCUCUGACAAAGCCGCGUCCCCCUCCUGCUCGUCCUAUGUCACGGCAGUCCACACAUUCGAACCAUAGCGCCGCUCCUUCAUUUCUUUCUCGUGUGUCAUCUACGAGCAAAUCCAUAAUCCAGCGUCUCCCUAACUGGAGACGAGCUAAGCCCCUACCGCCUGUUCCUAUCAUACCACAUAUCCCCAUCGCCGCUGAAAUUGCCAACCGGCGACGGGAGGCAACUAUGCCUCUGUCAGACUUGGCUGCGCGGGCAGGGACACUGAAUAACUUGCUAGAAAAGGGGUAUUAUCCUCAUGACUCGCGAACGUUCUACCAUUUCGAUUCCCAUACAGGUAUAUCCUCUGCGUAUAGUGGAGGAGACAUUCCGACGAAUGGUGAUCCCUUGCGGACACAUCGUAACCGCAAAUCUCAACAUGCACCCGUUUUGCAUCCGCCAGAUUCUCCCGGCUUAGACAGGCCUAAGAGCAUGACACAUUUUUCUCGUAAGAAAAAGUUGAUCAUCUUGGGUAUUUUCAUCGCGGUCGCAUUGAUUACCGUUGGUGUUGCUGUCGGCGUAACGGUGAGUCGGAAAAGUCAGGACCUACAUCAAUGUGCUGCUGGUCUUGCCGGAGCGGUUUGCGAUCUCAAUACCACCUGCGUGUGCACUUCCUCAGUUACAGGCAACUGUAAUGCACUUGCCCAUAACAUCGUCGACCUUGCGCCUACAAUGAACCAAUUGUUCGACACGGACCAUACCCUUAAUUAUGUAUACAAUUCCCUUUGGCUAACUCUGGGAACUACGACGGGCAGCGAUUGCUCAGCGCAAUCUCUUCUCGUUGAUGUCGCACCGGCGUUAACCAUGUCGGAUUCUCCUAAUCGCACGGAGUGGGCCCAGGCUGCAAUCCUCUGGAAUCUUGUUCAGUCGCAGGAUAUUCCCAGCACGAAAACUUUACGAGAUUUCGCCAAAGAUGCUCCUUGGUCAGAAACUAGUCAAUUGGAUGGACCAGUAUCUGAUGAUGCUGGUUCUUUCGCCGUGACAGCUUCAGGUUUCACGUUCAACUUUGCAACUCAAUCGAUCAGUCAGCAAGCCGUAUCAUUCAUCAACAACGGUCAACCCACUGAUGAGCAGAUCAGUCGAGUGAGCAAUACUGCCCUUUCUGCAUUGAAUCGAAUGUACAGUUUCGCGCUCGCAUCUUCCACUCAGCAAAAGAAUGCAUUGUCGACAUACUGGACCUCCGUUUUGCAGCAAAGGGCGGAAGACUUGUCCGACUUCCUGUCGAUUGUCAGCUCGUCACCCCUUCUAAUUCCCUUCGAUGCCACGUCUCAAACCGUGUCUGCCCUGAUGACCAAUUCAUCCACCGAACCAUUCCCGCCGCCUCUGGGAUGCUAUCCGAACCUAUCAUCAUCUGAGCUUGGACAGAUCAAUGAUAUCGAAGUCUCAGUGUUCGGACUUUCGAAUGUAGCGGAGGUGUCUGAGUUCGAUACCUCAUGUUAUCCUGACCGUCCCUUGUAUGGAACUUUGAAUGUGCUUCGCCUUCGACUGCCGUUCGCGAAUACUACGACAGGAGUUGCUCAACAAGCUGCGGUCCUUAACCGAGAUGCUGGUCCUCGUGUAGUCAUUCGCAGCGGCCAGCUGUUGAGCUCUUUGCCGGGAUCAUCUGUUCAGCCAACUAACGGCACCCAAAAUCCUCGACAAUAUGGGACACUCAACCAUCUGGAACAUAUUAUGCUGAACUACUUGCUGUCCCUGGACACGGAUGUUGCCAUUACUCUCGCGACGUAUGUGCUGUCGUACAAAGUUGUACCACCCGACAAUCAAUCAGAGCUCGUUGCGUCCCUGGCGUCUAUCCCGGCUCUAGAAAUUGCUGUCUUUGGCAGCAUAUUUCCAGCCGACAUUGAUCAUUCCGUGUCGUCCUUUUCGAGGACAUCCGAGAAAUUGUUCUUUGGAUCCGAAGAGGCGAGUGCAUUGCGGAACUGGACGAUCACAGGUACGGGUACGAAAGUCGUCUGGGCAGACAAUGCUACGUCAGCCCUGGUCGCGUACGACUCGUCACUGACAGAUGAAACGUUCAAUGAAGUAUGGUCUGCUGCGGCAGCAGCAUUGGAGGGCAAUGUGGAAAAUGUGACGGCGAACAACGUGACCUCAUCCCUGGGUAGUUUGGGCAAGCUGGAUUCCUGA
Desarmillaria tabescens is the source of this 3051-nucleotide messenger RNA. RefSeq lists its product as uncharacterized. NCBI's taxonomy places the organism in Eukaryota, Fungi, Basidiomycota, Agaricomycetes, Agaricales, Physalacriaceae. The record is from RefSeq and is a predicted model, not a curated record. The transcript is spliced from 3 exons. The coding region runs from base 1 to 3051 and encodes 1016 amino acids.